CUCAAGCACCGCAUCGUGCAAGUAAGUCUACCAGGCUCACCAAAACAUGACGGUGUAUUCAUCUAACAUGUAUGGCAGGCACCCACGACUCGCAUGAGAAGCGAGUUCGAGUCUCGCGGCGUUCAUGUUCCAGGCGCCCGUGUAGCAAAGUACUACGGCGAGCGAGCCAGCGCCGGCGGCCUCCAAAUCACCGAGGCCACCGAUAUCUGCCUCAACGCCAGCGCCUACCCCGGCGUUGCGGGCGUCUUCACCGAAUCUCAGCUACAAGGCUGGCGCAAGGUGACUGAUGCCGUCCAUGCCAAGGGCGGCUUCAUCUUUGUCCAGCUCUGGCACACUGGUAGAGCCUCUUCUGCUGGAAUGCGCGGGGGCGAGACGCCCAUCUCUUCUGGAACCCAGCCUAUGGAUGGAAACUACCUUGAUGGAACUGCAUGCAAGGAUGGUCCUCCUAGACCCAUGACUGUAGAGGAGAUUCAUGGGCUUACUGCAGAGUGGGCUGCGGCUUCCAAGCGCGCGGUUGAGGUUGCUGGGUUUGAUGGCGUUGAGAUUCAUGGGGCUAAUGGCUACCUCCUUGAGCAAUUUCUCCACGACAACAUCAACACUCGCACAGAUGAGUACGGUGGAUCGAUAGAGAACCGCUCAAAAUUCCUCUUCGAAGUCUUGACGGCCGUCAGUACCGCCAUUGGCCCCGAAAAAGUCGGUGUUCGUCUUUCACCUUACAACUACUUCCAAGGCACAAGGGAUAGCGAUCCCAACAAGCACUGGUCAUUCAUCAGCCAAAAGAUUGCAGAGAUGCCAGAGACACAGAGGCCUGCUUAUGUACACAUGAUCGAGCCUCGCUUUGACGAAGUCCUUGAUGAGGAGCAAAAGCUCGCGUCUCUGUCUGGGACAAAGUCUGAGGCGACACAGACAAACAACUUGACACAGUUCAGGGACAUCCUCAAGCCGGCUGCUGUUCACUUCUUUGCCGCUGGAAACUUCAACCGCGACAAUGCCGUCACGAAGUUGAAGAGCGGCGAGACAGAUGCGGUGGUAUUUGGCAGAUAUUUCAUCGCCAACCCUGAUCUUGUGGAGCGUUUGAAGAACGGGUGGGAAUUGAACCCGUACGACAGGACUACUUUCUACGGGGCGGAGCCUCCGGAAAAGGGAUACAAUGACUAUGAGUUUUACAAGGUUGAAAAUGCGGAGGUUACAGCGAGUUUUUAGACAUAUUGAAGCCUGAUCAGCGAUACUAGAGACUGGUGUCUGCACUGUGGCAUCGCCAUAAAUAAGAAAUACCAAGAUUUGGGGAAAAGAGGAGAGGCUCAAAGAAUAAUCCAAACUAAUUUGUUGAAACAAGGAAGCAGUCGAUAUCCAAGCCACCUUUUUCUUUUGAUUUUAUUGUUCCUUUCCAAAUGAUUCUCUUAACACUUCAGGUAGUUUUGGAAGGACACUCGCUACCGCAAUACUUUUCUGGGAGAGGGCAGUUGUUUUCACCAAUAGCGAGAACUUUAAACGAGUGAAGACCCAUCAAAAUGUCUACAAUGCAAUU
This is a messenger RNA of Colletotrichum godetiae, 1528 nucleotides long. RefSeq names its product NADH:flavin oxidoreductase/NADH oxidase. Gene Ontology annotation, molecular function: FMN binding; oxidoreductase activity. The record is from RefSeq and is a predicted model, not a curated record. The coding region runs from base 94 to 1203 and encodes 369 amino acids. Lineage: Eukaryota; Fungi; Ascomycota; Sordariomycetes; Glomerellales; Glomerellaceae. The transcript has 3 exons.